AUGAAAGAAAUUUAUAGGAUAACUUUCGAAGGAUAUCUCAAGGCAGUUAAUAAUUACUAUGAUGAUUGUAAAAUAUUCAAAAGUUUCCCAGACCCACCAAUAAUGACUGUUUUCUAUAUAAGUUUUUUUAUUUUUUUUUUUUUUUAUUUUAUUUUUUUUUUUUUUUAUUUUAUUUUUUUUUUUUUUUUUGCGCCAAAACUUUUUUUUUUUUUCCCCAACAAAACUUUUUUUUUUUUUUUUUUUUUUUUUUUUUAUUUUCAUUUUCCCAAAAUGAAACAAGAUAAAAUAAAUGAAAUUAUAAAUUAUUUAAAAUUUAUUGAAGAUAAUAAUUUUGAAAAUACUAAACAUAAAAAUUAUAAAUUUUUACAUGAUGAAAACAGAAAAGAAAAAUUAUUUAGAAUUGAAAAAAAAGUCAUGAAUUGUGGCGGAGAUAGAAAUAUAUCAAAAGAAGUGUGUUUAGAAGUAAUUAAUGAUUAUAGAAUGGUAUCACUCUGGGAAGAAAUGCAUAAAGGUCAUAUAGGAAGAGAUGCAACCUAUGGGAACUACAAGACUAAAUAUUAUAAUAUGGGAUUGUAUUCUUUUGUAUCUGAUGCAGUAGAUACGUGUGACAUUUGCCAACGAAAUAGAAUAAAAGGUAUAACAAAGGAUUUUGCUCCAAUUGUAGAUACCGAGGAAUACUCAAGAUUGGUUUAUGAUUUAACAUCAAUUAAAGGUGAACAUAAAGAAAAAGUUACAUACGAUGAUGAUAAUGAAAAGAUACUAACUAAACUAGAUGAUCUUAUCCAAUAUGACUCUGUACAACCGUACGACACCGAUGUUGUUUACAUUAUUCUAUGCAUAGAUUCUUUUACAAAAUUUGCUACUGGAAGAUGUUUGACAACAAAGAGAACAGUUCCCAUAUACAAUUUUUUGGCUCUCACGUACUUUGGCAAACCUGUGAAAGUAUGGCACUGCGAUAAUGGACGUGAAUUUAAAAACAAAGUCCAAAAAGAAUUCCUAAAACUUUUUCCAGGCUCCAAGUCAGCACAUGGAGCUCCUCGUACACCAACAACUCAAGGUAUGGUAGAAAGAUUGAAUCGAACUAUCAAGGAGAGGAUCUCAAAAUUAAAACAACAAGAUUUUCUUGAUGGUACUUCUAGGUCUCUUUCUGAACUAUUAAAACAAGCUUUGUAUGAUUACAAUAAUACAAAAACAAGAACAAUUAAAAUGACACCAUCUCAAGCUGUUGGUAUUGUUCCUUUGUUUAUUAAUGUUCAAUCAGAACAAGACUCUCAAUCAAUUGGUGUUUCAGAUGUUUCAAAAGAAGAAAGAACAGCUAUUAUUCUUGAAAAUCUCACAAGUUACCAAAAUCAAUGGAAUUCAAAACCACCAAAGGGAUUGAAAGUUGGUGAUACUGUACUCUUUCUAGAAAUUAAAAAAAAUAAUAAAAUAUUGAUUUUGUGUAAAAUUCAUAAGGUAAUACAGGAAGACACUAAACAACUUUAUAAACUUGAAUUUUUGGAAGAUGGAAUCAAUAGCCUUCAAAAAAAAGGUUUAUACUCUGGUUUUGUAGGAGGUAACAAGUUGGUUCUUUAUAAACAAUCAACAGUUGAUAUUUUUAGAACAUCGCCAAACAUACAAAAAGAUAUUGAUUCUUUUACUUCUGGUCUUUAUUUAAAUAAUGAUGGGAAAGUUAUUGAAUUUCUGGUUCAGUUUAUUAAAAAUCUUGGUAAGGAUUUAUCCAAUUUCAACUUGCAUCAAUUGGUAACACAAAAUGAUCCAUUUAGGGUUUUGGAAGAUGCUCUUAACAAUCCAUCAAAUAUUCCACCUAUCAUUAACGAUAAUCCAUUUCAACACAAACUCAAUAAUGAAAUGGAACAAGAAGAAAUACUCCCAUUUUUAAAUAAUAAUCCAACAGCGCCAAAUUUAAUGAAUUGUUUGAGAAAGGAUAUGAAUUUAAAAGAAAUAGUACCACCAAUACCUCAAGUGCAAAUAAUACCAUCGUAUACUAUACCACAAUCUGGUAGUGGUAUAGUAACAACUGUUAAACGUCUCAGAGGCCGUCCUCAUAAGAUACCAAUUGUUAAUAAACCUCCUUUAAAAUCACAUUCUAAACCAUCCAAAUCACCUCUCAAAUCACCAUCCAUUUCACCUUCCAAUUCACCAUUUAAAUCACCAUUUAAAUCACCUUCCAAAUCACCAUUUAAAUCACCUUCCAAAUCACCAUCCAUUUCACCUUCCAAUUCACCAUUUAAAUCACCUUCCAAUUCACCUUUUAAAUCACCAUUUAAAUCACCUUCCAAAUCACCAUCAAUAGGAAAAAUCGUUAAUGUGAUACCUUCAAAAAAAGUUGCAAAAACAAAGUUAACAAGGACACAAAAAUUAGAACUUGAUUUGGUUGCAAUUAAUAGAAGGGGGUAUGGGGAAAUUAGAAAAUAA
This is a messenger RNA of Dictyostelium discoideum AX4, 2418 nucleotides long. RefSeq lists its product as hypothetical. The coding region runs from base 1 to 2418 and encodes 805 amino acids. Gene Ontology annotation, molecular function: hydrolase activity; endonuclease activity; nuclease activity. The transcript has 7 exons. Lineage: Eukaryota; Evosea; Eumycetozoa; Dictyosteliales; Dictyosteliaceae. The record is from RefSeq and is a predicted model, not a curated record. Gene Ontology annotation, biological process: DNA recombination; DNA transposition; DNA integration.